AUGGAUUCCUUCUGUCAUCCUAGACUUCGGAUAACCAGAAAAACAGACGGAUCAAUUUAUAGAGGGCAUUCAAACUUUAUGCGCACUGGGGAUACCCAAAGUACGCCACAUUCUCCUUGGUUGUUCAUCCAGCUACAUCCAGAAUAACUUUUCGGGCACCACCUCCUCGCAGGAAUCGCAUAAUCAAAGUCCGCUCGACUCUUCGCAGCCAUCACCAUGCAGUGCCGUAUCCCAUUCCUCUCGCUCCUCCCAGCGCCUACUAUUCGAGUCCUAAGGCACGAGUAUCUCGUCGAUACCCUUUUAACCCUGGCCCCGACAAGAAGCGCACCCAGCGGCUCGACACGAACCUCUUCCCAUGUCGCCAAUAGUACCGACCUGACCUUCCGAACAUCAGCUCCCCUUCUGAUCAAUAUGACCGAUAAAAUCACCGACACGCUCGUAUGACACGCAGCCUUGCGGGAAGUCAACGAGUACGCGUCGCUGUGCGAGUGGCAUGUGGAAUCGGUGCCGUAUUUCAAAACCAACGCGCCAGCCUUCGAAUGCUGGGUCCCGAUGCCUCCCCCCUACUUGUGUCUAUAACACUGCCGCUGUGGACGAGCCUGCAGAAUAAAAGCAUCGCGGCCGUGGAUCAGGCUAUAUUUAUAUCCCAAUCGUGUUGGAGCAUGUAAUCGUACGUGGGAAUGCAACGUCUCUCAAAGGCGGGCUAGGGUUUGUGGAAGUUGCACCUGCAGCCGCGUGUGAGGAAGG
This is a messenger RNA of Cryphonectria parasitica EP155, 747 nucleotides long. RefSeq lists its product as uncharacterized. The transcript is spliced from 2 exons. Bases 217 to 444 code for a protein of 75 amino acids. NCBI's taxonomy places the organism in Eukaryota, Fungi, Ascomycota, Sordariomycetes, Diaporthales, Cryphonectriaceae. The record is from RefSeq and is a predicted model, not a curated record.